Messenger RNA from Leopardus geoffroyi (Geoffroy's cat), 1077 nucleotides. Its product is annotated as translation initiation factor IF-2-like. The record is from RefSeq and is a predicted model, not a curated record. Lineage: Eukaryota; Metazoa; Chordata; Mammalia; Carnivora; Felidae. Bases 1 to 1077 code for a protein of 358 amino acids. The transcript has 4 exons.
AUGAGGUUUGGAGAGCUCUGCAUUCCAAAUUUAGAAGGAAAACAGACAUUCCCAUCCGAAGCCUUUCCGCGAGUUCGCGAAGGGAAGCGGGCGGCCGCCACCGUAACGAGAGAAGCCGGCAACAGCCCCGUCGCGCGGCCGCCACGCCUUCCUCCGGCCGCGGCAGGGGACGCGGAGCGGCGGUUACGGCCUAGGGUUGCGGUGGGGAAAGAGGCCCCCUGUGGGACUAAACAAAACUUCGGUUGCUGGGAAGAGCGGUUGCGCAACCCUGGCAGAGGAAAGGCCGGGGCCGCCCAGCCCGGCCCCAGCGCGGCUUCCCGGAGGCUGCGCCACCGCGCGCACCAGGCACGCGCGGCCCCCGCGUCCGGCGGCCUCGAGCCCCAGGCGGCCCCCGGACUCGCCGCUCGGCGGGGGCCGGGGCGGGAACGCAGAGCGCCGGAGCGCAGGGGAGGCGGUCGGGGAGGCAGGACGCGCGACGGCUGCGGGCCUCUCCAGCGGUGUAGGGCCCGGCCGGAGUCCAGCCGGAGGCCCCGCGAGAGGAGCUACUCCCCCCACCCUGGGGAAACGGCGAAACACCCUCCCCCGACCGCUGCUGCUGCUACUGCUGCUCUGACUGCUGAGCGCCGGGCCCGUCUCCCUCAUCUUCCUUCCCGGGGAUUUGGGGUGGGGACGGCAGGGCUGGGGCGAGGGGUGGCGAGAGGCCGGCCGGCCGGCCUCCGACUGCUGGGGCCUACGGGCGGCGCGGGGUGCGGGGCCCGCGGCGGCUGGGGCCCAUUCCUGACGCCCCUGCCGCGAGAGGAGGAGAAGGAGACAGCCAGGAGACGCGGCGACGCCGGGGCCCGCGGCUCGGUCUCCUCAGGCCGCCGCGCUGCCGACAGUCGUCACGGAGGCAGCUGCCGCUGGCCGCCCCAGUCUCGGGCCCCUCCUCCGCGCCCGCCGGCCUCGGCCGCCGCCUCCGCAGCGCCACCGCCCGCCGGGCCGCGCUGCGCGCCGAGCCCGGGCGGCCCCGCUAGCCUCCGGCCCCGGCGCCUCCGCGAAGCCCCUCCCCGGGGCCCGCCCGCAGCCGCGCCCUUGUAG